AUGACGCUCAAAACUCUCACUGCUGAGUCGGCAGCCAACCUCGACAAAGAGCUCAUGUCUCCCGAAAUGGGCUUCAGCAUCGACCAACUCAUGGAACUCGCCGGCCUCUCCGUCGCCCAAGCCAUUCACAAAGUCCACCCACCCAGCAAAGGCGCCAACGUGCUCCUCGCCUGCGGGCCCGGCAACAACGGAGGCGACGGCCUCGUCGCCGCCCGCCACCUCUACCACUUCGGCUACAAGCCCUCCGUCUUCUACCCGAAGCCCACCAACCAACCCAUCUUCCAAGGUCUACAGAAGCAGCUGAAAGCGCUGCGCAUCCCUUUCGUCGACGACUUCACGGCCGCGCUGAAGGAGACGGAUCUCGUUGUCGACGCCCUGUUUGGCUUCUCGUUCAAGCCGCCCGUGCGCGAGCCGUUUGACAAGGUGCUGGAGGCGGUGAUUGCGGCGAAGAAGGAGGUGUUGAGCGUGGAUAUUCCGAGUUCGUGGCAUGUGGAGGAGGGGCCGCCGAAGGAGGGGGAGUUGGGGGCCAAGUUCAUGCCGGAGUAUCUGAUUAGCUUGACCGCGCCGAAGCCGUGCGUGCAGUGGUUCAAGGGGAAGAGGCAUUUUGUGGGCGGCCGGUUCUUGGGCCAGGAGUUCGCAGAGAAGUUUGGCUUGGAUGUGCCGGCGUAUGAGGGUGUGGAGCAGGUUGCGGAGUUGGAGGUUGGGGCGAAGGUUGAGAAGCUAUAG
Messenger RNA from Cyphellophora europaea CBS 101466, 726 nucleotides. RefSeq names its product YjeF family domain-containing protein. Gene Ontology annotation, molecular function: NAD(P)HX epimerase activity. Lineage: Eukaryota; Fungi; Ascomycota; Eurotiomycetes; Chaetothyriales; Cyphellophoraceae. Bases 1 to 726 code for a protein of 241 amino acids. Gene Ontology annotation, cellular component: mitochondrion. The record is from RefSeq and is a predicted model, not a curated record. The transcript has a single exon.